Molecule: messenger RNA, 1273 nt
Organism: Cloeon dipterum
Lineage: Eukaryota; Metazoa; Arthropoda; Insecta; Ephemeroptera; Baetidae
Exons: 7
Coding region: 140-1222 (360 amino acids)
Source: RefSeq, a predicted model, not a curated record
GGCUGAACCAAGGCAGAUUUAAACACAACACAAUAACACAUGUGGUUUGUUUACUUGAUACAAAACUAGCUGAUUGUGAGAGCCUAAAAUUUAUUCCCUCUGUUAGACCCAGGUUAGACCACUAGAAUUUCUCCUCGAAAUGGACAAAAUUGUGAGUCGAGUAAGAAUUGACCUUUCCGAAUUUUAUCGGGACGAAAGAAAAUCGUGCUUGAAGAGCCUUGACUACAGUGCUUUGAAAAAGGUGUCGGAUUUGAAAAAUUAUAUCGUCACGGAAAUGGGGAUAUUGGGUCAGACUCAGCUAAUGCUGGGAAAUUCAAUAUUGCUUGGCUCUGACGACCUUCGAGUAAUCAGAGAUGGUGACGAACUCAAGUUGGUUAGCUAUGAUUUCAACUGCUUGCACUCGGGGAGAAAAUCAAAUGUGUUGGAACCUGCCGAUGAACAUUCUGAGGCAACUUCAUCCAUGUCAGUUUGUUCUGAUGACUGUCUCAAAGCCACCUUUCAGUCAUCACUAGAGGCGCAAGCUGCAGAAAACUUUAAAAAUACGGUGUCUCAGGAAGGACUGGAAUGGAUGAAUGAGCCCCUUCCAAAGAGGAAGAGGUCGAGAAGAGGCAGGAAGAAAAAGGCCGAGGUGACAAGCUCUGAAAAUGGAUCUGUUGCUCCUCCUAAGAGUCACAGAUUCGUGCCACACAAGAAAUUCAAACAGGCAUCUCCAGAUCCUAAACACCACGUCAAAUUUGAUAUUGAAGCCGAAGAGGACUUGCCAAGCAAUGAACUGACCCCACCAAGCCAAAAUAGACCGGGAAAAAUUAAUCCCUCAACUCCUGUCAAAGAAAAUGGCAAUGAAGAGCCUCCUGUGGUGUUCAAAAGGGAUUUCAGAAAAGAGCCUGUGAGGAUUGCGAACCCUUACGAGACUAUGUCUGACCAGGAACUUUUUGACCUGCCCCCUGUAACAAAGGUUCCGAGCAUUGGAGAAACAAUAGCAUUUAGGGUGCUCUUUGUCAACGAGGAUUGUGUUCCAGAACUAUCUGGUUGGCUCAUUGGCAAUGUUAUUGAUGAAGUUGAAGCAGUUGUUAACCUCAAGUUAAUAAGAGGAACAAAUCCAAAAUACCAGAGGAGAAAUGACAAGUUCAGCAUGGACGAUGAUGGUCCUGAGGAAAUAGAGGAUUUCAUGUCUCUUCCAUUCGAAGAACUCGCCACGCCAAGACUUUUGCCAUCGGACUGAGAGAAAUGAAAACAAAAACUUAAAAUAAACUGAUGAUUAUUCAUCCAGACA